AUGGCGAGCUCCACGCCGCCCGCAGCCCCUCCCAGGGGCUGGGCAUCGGACGCGGUCGCGUCGUUCAGCGAGGCUGCUCAUCCAACCGAAGACCGUCCAAGUCGAGUGAACGUCUCAGUCAUCGAGGACUUGCAGAUUCUCGCGCAGUGGGAGUACUGGAUUCAGCUGUCGCUCUUCACGGCGGAUCUCCACAUUGUGGGCGGCUGGAGCUUGGCCACGCCUGCUCAGGAGCAACUCUUUGACGCCAAAGCGAGAGCGUUGAAAGGCCCUACUGUGUACUCAUUCCUCGACCUGAAUGAACUGGAGACGCCCCAGUCUCUGGAGAACAUAAUCGCCGAGAAGCGCGUGAAGGCUGACUGGAGGAAACAAAUCUUUCCGACUGCACAGUGCCGACCACCCUUCGGCUUCGAAGGCAAUCCUUCAGGAACUUUCCACGUCAUGGUCUGUAAACUGGCGCUUGGAUCCGUGCUCUCGAAAGACCGCGAAUCGGGCGAGCCAGGUGAUGCGAACUUCAAAACCUGCGACAUUCCUGGAGAAUUUACAGCUCUCUCGCGCAGAGAAGUCGACGACGGGGACCGCGGAGCAACUGACAAUGGGGCAAACGGGGUCUACCGCGUCUUGUACAGAGUCAAGCGCGCCGAGCAGGUGCUUCCGACGGCAGUGCUGGAGUUUGAAAUGAAGCCGCUCCGGAUUCAGGUUCUCCAGCCGGUGUGCGAGAUGUGCGAGGCUCUUCCUGCGACGCUCUACUGCGUUGCUGACCGCGCGCAGCUCUGCGCCCAGUGCGACGAAAGGGUUCACUCCGCAACGCGCAUGCUGGCCCGACAUAUCCGAGUCCCUGCCUCGCAUUCUCCCCUGCAGUUUGGCUUCUGCCCCUACCAUCCUUCGGAAAUGAUUGAUUCUGUCUGCAUGACGUGCUUCGUGGCUCUAUGUCCUCACUGCAUCCUCAUCGGCAGUCACUCUUCCGCAGAUUUCUCCGAGCAUCCACUGAUCUCCACUCUUGACGCCUACAAGAUGCUUAUGCAGGAUGCCUCACCGAGUGAAGAGGCGUUGCAAGAGAGGCGCCGCCGCAUCGAUCGCGAGCUCGUGGAAAAGCACCGCCAACUCGGCCAGAUCCACUCGAAUUUUCUCUCCGUCCAGAAACGGAUCGACGAAGCGACAAAGAACUUGGUGGGCCAGCUGUCUGCAAUGAAGGAGAGAAAAACAAACUACCUUCUCGCCGUCAAGCGCGAACUCCUCAGCGAAAUGCUCGUCAUCGAGUGGAUGGAGACCUUCUUUGCCCAUCUGCGUCUCUCCCUUAAUCCGGCGGAGUUCCUCAGCUACAAACACAAAUUCGACCUGACGAUGAACGUUUUCCUUACUCGUCUCGGGUCUCGGUCGAGGAGCGACAAGAUGAAAGGAAUCGGCGACAGUGGAACUCCCGACGAAGACGCAACACGCCCCCUGGCUCUCUGUGACAAGGAAGGCGGGAGUGCCCCAGACGCGAAGUGGGUGAGCCUACCCUCCGAGGUCGAAGGGCUGGAGGAAGGGCGGGUCUGCGGCCACACGAAAAUGCCGCGUUUCCCCGAUCAUGCGCGAGACCAAAUUUCCAUCGCGGAAGAAGGCCCCAUCGCCAGCGCCGCCGAAUACAUCCCUACUUUGGAAGAAGCUACAACGGACCCCCGCGCUCUUCCGCCGGAAACGCGUGAGAUGGUGGCUCAGGCGCGCGAGGCUGAUAAGCGAGACGAGAGUCUCCCUACCCUCAUGCAGAUUCUCAGCCCUCUGCAGAAAGUCCCGAAGGCCGUGUGCCGCCGGCUCUGGAAUCUGUUAUCUGACAACAGUUUCCUCCCGCUGUUAACGCUGCUCAAGGCUGCCGAUGGCGAGCAGCGUCGGAGACUCGUGGCUGCUGCAUGCAACCUGGCGAAUGCUGCCUCUGCAGUUACGGACCUCGCGAAUCAUCUCUUUCAGUUCGAGUUGAAGUGGGUCACUCACCUGCCGGCAUCGCUGUUCCUUCACUCGUCGUCGCUGCUCUUCCCCUUCCUGUCGUUCGUCACGUCGAAGGAGAUGCUGUUGCCCGGCGACUUGUCGUGGCUGCACCAGGUGAUGGAUCCCGUCUUGGCGGCUGCAGACAGCAUUGUCGCCUCGGAGAAUUUGACUGUCGACCAGAUUCUCACGGAGACGCCUGCGAAGCUCUUUCGCCCCGCAGGCCGUCUAUUUCUGGAGCGGCUGCAGCGGCUGUCGCUGGCCGACUUCCCGUGCACGUUUCGGGGGCUGCUCUAUCGCCUCGCGGACGCCGUCGACGCGCACCUUCGCGAGUCGCAGGUCGCCACGUUUGCGCCUGCGCGCCGCGUGACCUCGCCCGCGAUCGCCACGUGCGCAGAGACGCUGAUUUGCUGCUUUUUCGGUAACUUCAUCAUCAAGUACGCUCCGAAGCGCGUCGUCCUGGGCGACGGCCGAGAUCUGAGGACCGACCAGACCGGGGACGCCCUCUUCACAGACGAAAGAACCGACCUCGUUGGCCUGCGCCGCAUGCGCGAGAUUGCGGAGCGGUCGCGCGUGCCGCCCGUGUACGGAGCCAUGGACAAGCUGCUGCGGCAAAUGGCCAGUUUCUGCUGGGAAGCAAUCAACGCGCCGCGGCGAGACGGCGAACGCAGCGAGGGGGAAGGUGACAGGCGAGGCAGCGACUCGCUAGACGCAGGCGCUGCCCUGCGGAACGUGGAAGAACAGUUCCUUGCCCAAGCGGGAAGAGAAAUUGUCGACUGGUGCUCCCACCAACUGAAGCUGCCGCGGCUAGAAUCGCCGCUAAAGUUCAGCUCCGCAGUCCUGCGGAAAGCUGCAGACGAAGCCACGGGAGAGUUCUUGCAAUACAUCUUGCGAAUCGACCGCGAGAUGCGCGAAGGAACGUUCCGGUCCGGAACCCCUGGGCUCACCGAGAGAGAUGUGGCCACACCGGCCUACGAGGAACUCCUGGAGUUCGCCAUCCGAGCAAGCACAUAUGAAGACCCUUCCUCACAGGCGCUCAGCUGGCGUUAA
Neospora caninum is the source of this 3009-nucleotide messenger RNA. Its product is annotated as putative B-box zinc finger protein. Gene Ontology annotation, molecular function: zinc ion binding. The transcript has 15 exons. The record is from RefSeq and is a predicted model, not a curated record. NCBI's taxonomy places the organism in Eukaryota, Apicomplexa, Conoidasida, Eucoccidiorida, Sarcocystidae. The coding region runs from base 1 to 3009 and encodes 1002 amino acids.